Messenger RNA from Neolamprologus brichardi, 2520 nucleotides. The record is from RefSeq and is a predicted model, not a curated record. Lineage: Eukaryota; Metazoa; Chordata; Actinopteri; Cichliformes; Cichlidae.
GUGGCGCCAGCAGCUUCCAGCUCUGCCCGCAUCUCUGCGCCUUCUCUCGGGUUCUGUGCGUGCGGCGGCUCCGGGGAGGCUCGGAGCUCCCUGCGGACACCCCGGAGCGUAUUGCCGACGGCACCGGCGGAGACCCGAGGGCCCGGUUCGCGCUCCGGGGCUUUCAGGUGAGGUCCAGGUGGGCUCGGCAGGUGUGUCUCCGCGGGAUGCUUCCGCCCUGAGCUCUGUUGGGAGAUGCUGCCGUCCGGGACCUCCAGGCGGGACAAAGCGGCGGUCCGAGAGCGGUUGGAGGCCUCCGUGUCCGGGCUCGGGGAGCUGGAGCUCCUGCGGCGGCGGCAGGAGGUGCUGGUCCGGGCCGCGCUGGGGCUCCGGGAGGAAGAGGAGGAGGAGGAGCGGCGGCGGCGAGAGGCUCAGCUGAGCUCGGAGGAGAAACUGCUGGAGGGGAACAUCCUGCUGCUCCGGAAACAGCUGAACUGUCUGAGGAGGCGGGACGCCGGCCUCAUCGCUCAGCUGCAGGAGCUCGACCGACAAAUCAGUGACCUGCGAUUGGACACCGGGACGUCACAUGAGCCCGACAGCCGACCGAGCUCAGGGAGAGCCGUGGGUGUGGAGCGUUCCACACCAUCUCCACUGAGAGAGUUUCCACUCACUAACACUCGAGCUGCCACAGCAAUCAGAGUCAUCACCAGCCGAGCAUCUCGUCAGAGCAGCGCCGCCUGGAAACGGCCCGCUCUCCCUGAACUUCCUGUCAGCUCUGUGAGGGGAGGGCACGCGCUCGCCAUCACGCGCGCUCGCCAUGUAAACGAACACCCCCGACCGCUCGCUAAUGUCGCCUUCUUUCUGUCUGCAGAUGAGCUGGCCAGCUGUUUGGAGUGUGACGUCCUGGUUGGAGGGCUUUGUGAUGAGUCAUCGUCCUCUGGUACGGUCCGCCGCUCGCUCUCGGCUCCGAACCCGCCCACUGUGGAUGCAGCCACUGAGCCUCAGUCUAAAUACCACUGUGACCUGGUGGCCCGAAACGGCAACGAUGUUUAUCGCUACCCGAGUCCUCUGCACGCCGUGGCGGUCCAAAGCCCCGCCUUUCUGCAGACGUUGGGUUUCGGAGGUCCCGGCAGAGAUGAGGCAGACACCUCAGCUCCCCCCCCCUCUGUUUCAGCCCCCCAUGUGUCUCAGAGCUCCUCCUGGCCGGCCUCCUCCUCGCAGACUCCUUCCCAUAAGCGGCUGGACAGCUACAUCUACAGUCUGCUCCAGAGGAAGGCCCAGCCAAUCAGGACCAGCAAGCCCAGGACCAGCAUCAGCACCGACCCCUCAAAGAGCGUCCUCAGGCAGGCCAGCCUGUGUGCGAGGCAGGUGUGCGGCUCUGCUUUUGGGACUCUGAGUGGAUCCGACUUUAAAGCCUCGUGGACGGCUAGAGGAGCAUCGGCAGAGGGAGCUGGGGCCUCGUCUCCACAGAGGCAGUGGUCUGUGGACGGGAAACUGGAGGAGCAGGAGACCCAGAGCGCACUGAAGGAUGGCGGCUUUGAGGCGACGCACAAUGGCUUCGGGAGGGGCAGCGGCGAGUCCGGCUCUCCUCUUCGGUACGACGUACAGAGCAACUCUGCCAACAACCACGACAGCAGCACCAACUGUCUGAGAAAGAAGAGCAAAGCAGAUCUUCCUCACGCCACGCUGUCUGCCAAAACUCUCCCUAAAAACUUCAGGGACCUGGGCAGUCCCAAAGCUAACCCCGCCCCCAAAGAGGUCAAACCGCCAUGUUGCCCCCCGGACCAGGAGAUGUUCCUGAAAUCUGCAGCCAUGAAAACACAGUCGAGUACUCCCAGGAAUAGUCCAGGAACGGGAAGGUCGGCACUGGAGCUCGCCAGUGUGGGGUCCUCCUCCCAGAGUCAGGACGAAGCAGCCGGCGAAGGAGGAAGCUGUCACGCGGUUACCAACAGGUAUGUCCCCGCCCACCAGCACAGACUCCGCAAGGGCGGCUUCAAGAAUGUGAAGGUGAGGAGCUCAUCGAUGAAGACGAGUCGUGUCUCUGAGCACAGCGAGCCUCCGCCGGAGAGAAGACAGGACAAACUCCGCCACAGGUCCCGCCUCCUGGAAGAUGGAGGCUCCGCCCACGUUAAAGUCUCCAAGAGAUUUACUUCCUCAAGAAUAAAGCGCCUACCUGCACCCAUCCCAGAAGGCCGAGUGCUGGACAGACAGCCCCCGUCGGCACUACACGGCGCACGACCAAGCGUAUCCAAGCACCAUCACCAUGGAAACCAUCACUGCUGCAGUGGUAACCAUCACCACGGACGCGACCAGGUCGUGGUCGUGGCCAAACCAAAGUACAAAAGGAACGAUUACCGGCGGUUACGAGCCAUGAUGGAGGUCCCGUACGACGAGGCGUUUAGACGUGCUCAGCGGCGCCAGAGAAAGGAGCUGCUGAACAGCAGCGUGUACCCGCCCGCCGGAGCUUUCCUCGCAGUAAAGACCGAGACCAACAUGACUGUGAUGAAGAUGAUGAAGAUCUCAUCCUCCUCUGAGCGCUGA